Messenger RNA from Lachancea meyersii CBS 8951, 1281 nucleotides. Lineage: Eukaryota; Fungi; Ascomycota; Saccharomycetes; Saccharomycetales; Saccharomycetaceae. The record is from the annotation of a GenBank genome assembly.
AUGUUUAUGAGACCUUUUCGAACCCUCAGACCUCUGAGCAGGCUACGGUGGCCUCAAAAACGAAGCUAUCAAGGUCUUCUUCCCGAGCAAAGCUCGGGGAUUCUGUCUCUCAAGCCCAUCACGCCCAAUGACGCAUUUGUUAGCUGCACAGUGUUCGACAAACAGGGAGGAGUGUGUGCAGUGUCUAGGAAGUACCCGAAAUGGACGUUCUUGCAAAACCACAAUCUGUUCCCGCGAGAUCUGCGAAAAAUCGAUGCCACGGCGGUAGAUGUGAUUCCAAGCAUCGUUGUCAAACCCACUUGCAUAUUGAUAAAUUUACUGCAUAUCAAAGCCAUGAUACAGAAGGAUUCGGUCUACGUUUUCGAUACUUCAAACCAGGAGGCUGCUUCCAAGCUGAGCGUUCUUAUGUAUGACAUGGAAUCGAAACUUUCUUCUGCGACGGGGACGCAUUCGUCGCAGCUGUAUGAGCACCGCGCUUUGGAGAGCAUUCUAAUGAAUGUAAUAACCUCCUUGGAGACAGAUUACAAACAGCACUACUCUAUAUGUGGCAUUAUCCUCAACGACCUGGAAGACGAGAUCAACAGGGACAAACUGCGAGAUUUAUUGAUCAAAUCGAAAAACCUGUCUUCUUUCUAUAAGAAGGCUUUGCUAGUGCGUGACGUGUUGGACGAGCUGCUGGAUAGUGACGAAGAUCUCGCGGGCAUGUACCUCGGAGUCCACAAAACCGAAAACGAUGAUUUCGCAGAUCUGGAGAUGUUGCUUGAGACCUACUACAAGCAGUGUGACGAGUACGUGCAGCAGUCUGAGACGCUGAUACAAGACAUCAAAUCCACCGAAGAGAUCGUCAACAUCAUUCUGGAUGCCAAUCGUAAUGCGCUGAUGCUGUUUGAGCUUAAAGUCACAAUUUACACUCUGGGGUUCACCAUUGCCACGCUUAUCCCAGCUUUCUACGGUAUGAACCUGAAAAAUUUUAUAGAAGACAGUGCAUGGGGUUUCGGUAGCGUGGUUGGCUUCUCAGUUAUCGGCGCCCUGUUGGUGACGUGGUCUAACUUCAGAUCUUUGAGGUCUGUUAAGAAACUUACGAUGAUGAACAAUCACACGGGAGUGAACUCCGCCAAACACAUCACACAUGCUCGCACUGAAGUGGAAAGAGAGGUUUCGACCCUCCCAGCACGCUGGACUCGCGGAAUGCGUGCUGUAUGGCAGGGAUCCAGCUAUCCCGUGAGAAAUGGUAAGCAGAGAGAUAUGAUUUGGAAAUGGCUUGUUGACGACAAAAAAUAA